Molecule: messenger RNA, 1050 nt
Organism: Candoia aspera
Lineage: Eukaryota; Metazoa; Chordata; Lepidosauria; Squamata; Candoiidae
Product: vomeronasal type-2 receptor 26-like
Exons: 3
Coding region: 1-1050 (349 amino acids)
Biological process (GO): G protein-coupled receptor signaling pathway
Cellular component (GO): plasma membrane
Molecular function (GO): G protein-coupled receptor activity
Source: RefSeq, a predicted model, not a curated record
AUGUCCCAUUUGCAGAAAGUGCCCUUUGCCAGGUGUGGCAUGAAGAGGUGCCAUGCAGGGGAGAGGAGAAGCAUUCCAGAGGGCGAGCAGGUUUGCUGCUACCGAUGUGACCCUUGUCCAGAAGGGACCAUGUCUGAUCAGACAGAUGCAGCUCGCUGUGACCCCUGCCCAGAGGACCAAUACCCCAAUAAAGACAACGACCACUGCAUUGCCAAGAAGGUCCACUUCCUUUCCUAUCAAGAGACCCUGGGAUAUGCUUUAGCUUCUCUGGCUCUUUCUCUCUCUGUGAUCACAUCUGCAGUCCUAGCGGUUUUCCUUAAACAUUACGAUACACCUAUCGUCAAAGCCAACAACAGAAACCUCACCUACAUCCUCCUGGUCUCCCUCCUCCUCUGCUUCCUCUGCUCCUUGCUCUUCAUCGGUCGACCCGGGAAGCUCACCUGUCUCUUCCAACAAAUUGCCUUUGCCAUUCUCUUUUCCCUUGCAGUUUCCUCUGUGUUGGCAAAAACUGUCAUGGUGGUUCUGGCCUUCAUGGCCACCAAGCCAGGGAACAGGACAAGGAAAUUCUUAGGAAAGACACUGACCAACUCCAUUGUCUUAACUUGCCCCCUAGUUCAAGCAGUUCUUUGUGCCACCUGGCUGGUAACCUCUCCCCCAUUUCCCCACUUGGACUUCCACUCCUUGGUGGGAGAGACUGUCUUGGAAUGUAAGGAAGGCUCAGGUUCAAUGUUUUACGCUGUCCUUGCCUACCUGGGUUUCCUGGCCCUGGUCAGUUUCACGGUGGCCUUUCUGGCUAGGAAAUUGCCCGACAGCUUUAAUGAAGCCAAGUUCAUUACUUUUAGCAUGCUGGUCUUUUGUAGUGUUUGGAUCACCUUCCUCCCCACCUACCUGAGCACCAAAGGGAAAUCCAUGGUGGCCGUGGAGAUCUUCUCCAUCUUGGCUUCUGGAGCUGGUCUCAUGGCUUGUAUCUUUUUCCCCAAAUGCUACAUUAUCCUAUUGAGGCCUGAUCUGAAUUGCAGAGAAAAUAUAGUGAGGCACAAGAAUCUCUGA